AUGGGCGACUCCAAAUCCCCCAAACCCGUCUCUGUUUUAUUCGUCUGCCUAGGAAACAUCUGCCGUUCAACAAUGGCAGAAGGAGUCUUCCAGUCCCUCACGACGCCUUCCCACCCGCUCAUCUCAACAAUCGACUCUUGCGGCACCGGUGCCUACCAUGUCGGCUCGAGCCCCGAUUCUCGCACCAUGGCCACUCUAAAGGCCAAUAAGAUAACCACAUAUCGCCACUCUGCACGAAAGUUCUCCCCUGGCAGCGACUUCGAAAAGUUUGACUACAUACUCGCUAUGGAUGAUGAGAAUCUAGAGGAUUUGGAGGCGUUGAGGCAGAGGGAGGUUAAGAAGAGGGGUGGUGAUGAGGAGGGCGUGGGUAGAGUUAUGCUGUUUGGUGAGUUUGGGGGGAAGAUGAGGAAGGGGAGGCGUGGGGAGAAGGGCGAGGAGAUUGUGGAUCCGUAUUAUGGGGGUGAUGAUGGGUUUAAAGCUGCGUAUGAGCAGUGCCAGAAGUUUGGGAGGGUGUUUUUGGAGAGGCUCGAAAAGGGAGAGCUGAGCUGA
Molecule: messenger RNA, 549 nt
Organism: Alternaria atra
Lineage: Eukaryota; Fungi; Ascomycota; Dothideomycetes; Pleosporales; Pleosporaceae
Exons: 2
Coding region: 1-549 (182 amino acids)
Biological process (GO): protein dephosphorylation
Molecular function (GO): protein tyrosine phosphatase activity
Source: RefSeq, a predicted model, not a curated record